Patella vulgata (common limpet) is the source of this 11287-nucleotide messenger RNA. RefSeq lists its product as uncharacterized. Gene Ontology annotation, cellular component: apical junction complex; plasma membrane. Gene Ontology annotation, biological process: cell-cell junction organization. The record is from RefSeq and is a predicted model, not a curated record. The coding region runs from base 265 to 8973 and encodes 2902 amino acids. Lineage: Eukaryota; Metazoa; Mollusca; Gastropoda; Patellidae. The transcript is spliced from 2 exons.
GUGAUUGGUUAACGGAAGACUUGGGAAUGUGGUGUUCUAAUUCUUACUUGGCUUACCUGUGACAGUAGGGCGACGGAUAUAUACGUGUUCUAAUGGAUUUAAACCCAACUUCUACGGCAUAAAUAUAAUCGAUUUUAGACAGUGAUCAUGUGUGCCUUAACGAGGAAUAUAGCAGUUGUGUGUUGAUAGUUAAAAUGGCGUAAUUUGUGGUGAGAUAUAGGUGUCGCGAGAGCUCAGGUGUGACGAGAAAUUCGAGGUGGAAAUAUGGAUGACUGGAUACCAAGAAAUGCAGGUAACACUGUCGCGGGAGGGGAUGGAGCUUUUGAAAGAUUCAUCACUGCUGCUGUGGCUGCCAUUAUUACCAUCAUGUUUUCGUGGCGGUUAUUGGCGGAACAAAGCGAAGGAGGGGAAGAGGGAGGGGCCGUCGGGGGAAUGCGUAUAGAGGACGCUACGGUUCAGGUAAGAGGGGAGCUCGAGAAAGAGUUAUCGCGAUAUAAACAACAACAACAAAUGGCAGCUACAACAUCCGCUAAUCGGGAAAUCCCCAAACUAAGUGUAGGAAAGGGUGAGGGGGUGUCCGAGGGGAAAUCGAGGGACUUAGAGGGGGUCGCGAUGAGUGAGGAGGAGCCGAAAAUUCAAGAUAUAUCGUUAGACGAAUUCCGUAUUAAUAAUUUACUGUCACUAGAGGCACUAAAGAAAUGGCCAUCCAUGGAAACAAAUGACGUAGAUUCAGGUUUUGACAGCAAUAGAUGGGUGGCCCAAGAGGCGGAAUCAAGCCCUAUCCACAAUAACAAUAGUAAAGAUGGACAAGUUAAUUCAGCAUUCAAGGAUUUUAUGGACGAGGAAUUUCAUGCAUUCAACGAGUUCGACCCGUUCGGUAAUAGUGAUCCAUUUGAUGACAAUAUCGAACCGAGGGUUUUGGAUUCGGACGAGGAAAUGUAUUGUUGUAACAUGUUGGAAACCAUCAUGGAGGAAGAUUCGGAUGAAAUACCGAGUAGUGGAAGUGACACCGAGUCGCUGAAACGUUUUGAUCAUAGACGGUUCCGAAAGGAGGAGUUACAGAGCGAUAGUGACAUCGACUCUUUAAAACAUGACACAUCAGAAAACGAAACUGGAUCUUUAAAACGAUAUGUGACAAGAAAAUUAGAAAGUGACGAAUUAUUAGAAGCUGUCGUCCCCGAACAGACGACAAAUGAAAUAAGUGAUUCAGACGAAGAUGAUGAAGAAGAAUCGGGUUCAUCAACCUCCCACGUGACUUUGUUUACACGUGAAACAAUAAGCAUUACGGAUUCGGAUGGAAACUUGGAGCGAACAAACGUUGUGCAUAAAGUAAACAUUCCAGUGACAGGCGAUUGUACUCUUCAACAGUUAAUGUCACGAGUACCACAAUAUCCCAUUGAACAGUCAGAAGAGACAAAUUCAUCUGGAAGUGAUGAAUCUAUUGUCACUGUGCUUACCCGGCAGAAUUCUACGUCGACAAUAGAUUCUACCGGAAGUCCAAAAAUGAUCGAAAACGUGACUGGUAUGUCGUCUGCUUUUCCGGCGUUUGCACCUGGUAACCAUAGUGAUGAGUAUCGAUCAGACGACAAUAGCAGCACGCGCCAACCAGAUGCCGGUAAACAUGCGUCAAUAACAGACAAGUCACCAUUUUAUAACACUAAUGUGACGAAGCCACAAGUUGUACGUAUACCACCCAGUUCAUCGUGGUCUCUGGGAGUAAACGAUACAAGCGGUAAGAGUAGUAGUAGUAAAACACCCGAGGAAAAUGGAGUAAAACUAACAGGAAAUGCCAGUGCAAGUGUUACACCUGUAACAGGUAACGAAGUGCCUGGAAUACAUAGUAACGGUAAACAAGCCUCGGAGAAUAAAAGUGAUCAAGGUUCCAUAAGCGUUGAACCGGCAACUCUCCAUGACUCACAGCAUGGUGAUUACGACACUUCGUAUAAACAAAGAAUAAGUGAACUUUUUAACAGGCAUAAUACAGCACUAACUAGUGCAUUGCAAAAUAAACCGUUAGUUGCUCAGCAAAUAGGAGAAUUACCCAAUGUUAAUGACAAUGUUGUUAAAAGCCUCGUAAACACUACAUUGUCCCGAGAUAAUCGUGUUCAUAGUGCGACAGGGGACAUAGACAAUUCAGGUCAUGUUCAAACCAGCGAGUCAAAUGUGAUAGACAAUAAUUCCGAACAGGAUAAACAUGUUAAUAGUGAAUAUGUAGUGACGAAUUCAGGCAGUUUUCAGACAAACAAUAAGGAAGAUGAUACAAAUAACUCAAACAGAUCUCUUCAAGAAACUUCUGAUCGUGUGAAAUACGUCGAUGCUUAUGAAUCUACAGCAGUUAAGAAUUCUCCCCAAAGUUUCACUUUCACGACCUGCAAAUCCCAGUUUGUAGAUUAUCAUCAAAAAAACUACACCCAAGAUCGUGACCCAGAUGAUAUCCAAACAAUUGAAGAUAAUCUGGAACAGGUAGCACCAAUUCCAGUGCCACGUAAAAGAUUAUCUAUUGGUUCGAAAGUGGACAGUGAGCCGGAUUGUGAACCGGUUGCGAAGCUAAAGAAAGGUGAAGAAUCUCCGAACAACCGACCAAACCAAUUGAAGUUGAUCAAACCUAUAGAAACAGAUCUUGAUUUUGUAAAUGAUCAUGAUUUUAAUUCACAGUUAAAACAAAAUAGAUACUUAAAGCGCUCGGAUACCAUCGGGACGGAAAUUACGGUAGACAGAAGUUUUGAUGAUGACGAUGUCGAGAACAUUGCCUGUUUGGAAGAAGUAAUCGGUUCCAUUCAUUCUGACAGUUCUCCAAAACCUAAAUUAGAAAUCGACAUAGAUAACAGAUUUGACUCACCCGGUACUGCAAAGAAAGCAAGACUUGAGACAAAUAUCGACCACGUAUUUGAGGAUAACAACAACUCCCAUGAUAACAAAAACGGAAACGAAGAAGAAGAUAAUGAUAGUUGGGGUGAAGAACUGGUAGAGGUCUAUGACGAGACAACUGGUCGCUGGAUCCUGCAAGCCCCAGACGGGGCCCCCAAGGAGUACCUAAACGACGUACCCGGAGUUGGAGAAUCUGAACGUGAGAUAUUUCUUAGACGAUGUAUUCGGCAAUCUAAUGACGAUGAAGAACCUGUUGACUUUCUAGAUUUUUCUCGUGGUGUUGAAGAAAGUCCCCCAGAUGGCGGAAGUCCAGUACGCACAUCUUCUCCAUUAACUGUGAUCAAUGAUCGUCCGAAAACAUCGUUUAGGAUUCUCUCACCUACAAGCACAAACAUCGAACCAGUUCUCAAGGAAGCUAGCGAAAAGUUAACAAGGCGUGCAUCGGUAGAAGAUAGCCCGGUUGUAAAAAUAACUGCCCAGAAACCAACAGUCCUUAAAGACAAGCAGAACGUUAAAAACAGCAUUACUACACCAGGAGAAAGCAGCCCAGUAAGACCGAAACAACAAACCGUCACAAGGCGACAGAAAAGUCGUGAGACUACAUUCGGCCCAGAACCAAAUUUAUCAAGUAAAGAAACAACAUUUGGCCCAGAACCACCACAGUCUUCAAUAAAAGAAACCACUUUUGGCGCAGAAUCCGAAGAGCCGAAACCAAAAGCAAAGGAGACAACCUUUUCACCAUCAAGUGUGAAAAAACAGUCUAUCGGAGAAGCGCUGAAACCAAAAGUUAAGGAGACAACAUUUUCGUCACCUACUGAGAAAAGACAAUCUAACGGAGACAGCGCCAUAAACGAACAGUUUCGCCAAAAGGGCAAGGACAAUUCAAAACGAAUAAAAUCAGAACAGAGCCAUUCUGUUAAAUUCCAAGAGGUUAAAUCAAACGAACACAAAGGAAAAUUCCACGAAAGAGUAAAACCAAAGAAUCUUGAAUUAGACGUAAAAACCCAUACUACAAUCGAAAGAGAUAACCCAUUCCGGAUCAACACCCCUGAUAGACAGAAAAACGCUAAUUUUAAUAUCCAAGUAAACAAUUCACCAGAAAACGUUAACAUAUCUUCCAAAUCCAAAGAAAUUAAAGAAACGUUAAUUGAUGACCCAAGCCCUAUAUCAACAGAAAGUAAGGAAACGAAUAUAGAUGAUCCGUUACCAUCCAUUGAUACAGACAAUCCUUUCCGAGUGGAAUCUCCACAAGAACACAUCGAAAGCACGUACCAAAUACCAGAAUCUGGACCCUCAUUAAUAAUUGAUAAGGGGCCAUUUGUUAAAAUCAAGGUAAAAGAGACAGUGAUCGAUGAUCCUGCACCAAGCCUCCCAAAGGAAACCGUGAUUGACGAACCAGCGCCACCAUUAUCAAACCAACCAACAAAGUUAAAAGCGGCUGACCAUAGAAGCCCAACCAUCGAAUACAGGUCAUCAUUCCAAACAUUAUCUUCAUCGUCAAGCAAGGAAACUCUCAUCGAUGACCCCAGUCCAGUGAUCCAGCUUCCUCGAAAGCAGGUCCAGGAAACAUCCAUUGAUGAACCUAGACCUACUAAUGUUAAUAAAAAUACACCAGUUAGAAAAUCAAACAGCAGGGAAACGAUAAUAGACGAACCCAGUCCAGUAAUAAAACUCCCUUCUAAAAGCAACCAAAGAAUUGAAGAAGCGCGUAUUGGCGCACCUGCAGUCUUCGUACAAUCCAGCCCGAUAGUGACUUCGCCAACUAUCAAAAGUCCAACGAUCAAGUUACCCCCUGCAAAAGUUUCACUAUCUAAAAAUUUAUCAAAAAGUAAGGAAACUCUUAUUGACGACCCAUCUCCGAAUCUUGAAAAGCAUUCAACCGUCCAGAUACGAGCAAUUAAAGAGACCUUAAUUGACGAUCCUGCGCCAUCAAUUGAGGCUGGACCAGUAUUGAAACCUCCAACCAAACAUCAACAGACGUCCGCAGCUGCGUUGACACCGCACCAGAAUUAUAAGGAAACUUCGAUUAAUGAUCCUUUACCAAAUAUACCGACACCGCAUUCCUGGGCAACCUCAAUUGAUGCACCUUCGAUUAAAUUAGAAACGAGUCCAUCAGUUAAGCCCCCACCAAAAGAAACAUCAAUUGAUGAACCAAGUCAAUCAUUUCAAUCUACUAUUUAUAGCCCAAGUAUUACUCUUCCACAAAGGCCUGCCAAAAAGGAAGCCCCGGGAAAGGUCACCGAAGGUGCGAUUGAUUGGCAAGGAGUUCAGCUUCCAUCUAAAGUAAAAGAGACUCUGAUAGACGAACCAGCGGCUGUAAUACAAACUAGCCCCAUCGUCAAACCACCUCCCAAAGAAACGUCUAUAGACGAUGAUCCCAUAAUCAGUAAAGUUGUAGAUACUUCCACUAAUUUAUCUGUUCAAUCUUCGCAGAUAACAGAGACCCUAAUAGAUCCACCAGAUAACGAAUUACAAGUAACAACAGGUAGACCGAACAAAUCUUCGGAAGUUCCUCGGCGUCCUAUUGAAACUUCCAUUGACGAGCCAGGAGUAAACGUUGAAACUAGCCCAGCUGCUAACGGAACACAAAAUUGGGAAACCACUACAGAUGAUACAUCUCUUGAUUCUAACUCUAUAGACGCACAUCCUCAGGACAGUUUAAUAGCUGAGAGUCCGCGUUCCUCGGUUACAAGUUUCUCAACGUCGGUAUCCAGUGUUGAUCAAGGACUUACUAUCGAUACUAGAUCGAGAAUAAAAUUAAAACCGAAUCCUGUUGACCAAAAUUUUAUAUCUGGUGAUUUAGCUAGCCCAAACAGCCAUCCAUCUGAUAUUGAUGAUCAUAAUGUAACCGGACCCACAUCUCCAGAGAUAACGUCCAGUGAAGAUUGGAACAAUAGCUACGAUUCGUACGAUUUAACAUCACAGUCGCAAGCAGACGAUAGCGCCGCUGAUAGUUCACUUAGCGAAGCACAAAAGAAACCUCGAUCACUACGUCAAAUUAAACGAAAGAUAGCCCAGCACCGUGCUUAUAAAUCCGCCCUUCAGUCGGGAGUUCCUCUAACAUCUGCCCAACUUAGUGCUCAUACAAACAGGGAAGACAUUAUCGCAUCAAGACUCAGAUUUCUCAGUGAGGGGAAUUUAUCAAAAAGUGAACAACAAGAGCAUCAGAAAAAGUUAUUUGAUGACUACAAAAAACAUUUAUUAUCCCCAUUACCUAAAAUAGGAACGUUCCAACCUAAUAAGAGGUACCGUAGUAAAUCGUCAUUUAGUAGUGUAGAAAAACUUCAACAUAUCACUGACCUUUAUGCCUCGAGAAUCGACUCGGACGAGUCAUUUACUAAACCGCAUGUACACGAACUUCAUAAAAACUGCAUUUUAUCGCCGGAAGGUCGUCGCGAAAUACACGAUAAAACACUCUCUAUCGAAAAUCUCAACCUUCAACUUCGUCAGUUCGGCUCGGCGACGUCCCUUCAAGAUACUGAUCUAGACACGUGGAAAACUUCUGGAGAGUCUGGUUUUCCAGAGACUGAUCUGGACUUUUCUUUAUAUUUACAGCAGCCAAGUGACAGGGCGGUCAGUAUGACGGAUCUUAGGUCAGAGCGGAUACCCCGCAAGUCGGGAAACAGGCGGUUUGCGGAUCGACACCUCGCACCAAAAUCUAAAAGUUUACAGACUCUGGAAACAAACAUCGAUGAUGAAGAUGAUGACGUAUUUCCAGACACGAUUUCCCGAACUCCUUCGGUACACGAAUUACGGGUAACAAAAUCUCUAUCUAAAUUAAAUGUUCCCGAUUGGUAUAAACAUUCUAAUUUAACUAAGAGCGCUAGCACUAUCUUGCGGAGAGAUUCUACAUCGACCAUGUCGUCGUUUGGGUACUCCGCCUUUUCACCCAGUAUUAUCUCCUCGCCCUGCCCCUCGGUAACAUCACAAUCUGGGAAUGUCGUCAUUAAAACUCGCGUAACUCCAUCAUCUAGCUCAAGAAUAUUCCGUAAAUACACACCAGCUACUGCUGCUCAAGAAGAGUAUAGACGCUCAGUACUGAACAAUAAGUCCAAAUCCACACCGAACGUUCGAUUACCGAGUGAAAAAUAUAGAGAAAAAGAGAAACCCAAAGGAUUAAUGCCUGUUCCCAUAUUAUCUUUUAAACAAUUAAGGGCCAUGUUCGAGGCGAAAGCUGCAAAUGCUAAAGCCGAGACAAAAGACACUGAAAAACCAAAAUCUCCCGAGCUAGGUAAAAAAGAACAAUUAGUGAUACCCACAGUGACUUUUUCUGAUGACGAAUCUGCCCCCGAAAGUCCCAAAAAUAGCGAAUCGUCAUCUCCCUGCCCCACCUCACCCGUCUCUCCGAGUUCUCCUACACGUCCAGGCCCUCCUGAAAUUCAGACCGCAACCGUAAAAGCUCCGCCAGAAAGACGGUUACCGAAACCUAUUUUAAAAAUCAGUGAACAUUUCGCCCGCGUAACUAAGUCUAAAACUGUGUCAGAGCCCCCUCGUGUUAAAACGCCUGAACCAAAAGAGACAAUUAUACCCGCAUCCAACAUUGAAGUUGAGGCCACGAUAAAUAUUCCGGAAAGUGCCGUAAUAAAACGACCAGUAACGGAGAUAACCGAAGUUCAACGAGUACCAGAUACAAACAGCCGACCUGAACCAAAACCACGUUCUUUCGACUCCACCACUCGCACACCUGGGCCUAAUCCACCACCGCCAUCUGUCAAUAAACGACUGUAUAAUAAUGGUGGAUCGUUUGAUACGACUGAUGCGCCACCAAACACACUCUUCUCUCCUAACAUGCAUUCCUCUACGCAUGCUCAAGAUGGUUUUGUCGAGCGUAAUGCCAAUCCGUAUCAACUUGUUAUGGAUGACGUCAUUAAUGGCAACAUGAAACGUAAAACCGAGUCAAAAAAGCAGGCUACGUCAGUGGAAGAUGUGUUAAAUUGCUUGCUUGCUUUAGAUGGACAACAAAAAUCCAAGGCUAUUAGACGACGUCAUACGACAGGCAAAGGUGAUCGAAAGACUCAGGAUCAGGCGCAUUACCGACGAUUUUUGAGUGAAGAGGCCCUGGAGCCUCGAGCACGUGACGUGUGUUCAACAACCUGGUCAGCUGAUUAUUUGGACUCUAAUGAGGUCAGUUUUCGUGACCUGGAAAGUGACGAACUGGACGACGUUAUCGUCCAUUGUGAAAAUCCGGACUGUGACAGUAGUUGUGUCAUGUCUAUCGCGAAGAGGAACUAUUUAACCUGCCAUAAUUGCUACACAUACUACUGUUGUAAAAAUUGUCGUAAAAAAGACUGGUCCGCCCAUAAAAAUGACUGCCACAUUAGUCGUGUAAAUACUUUGUGUAGAAAUAUUGUAAAAACUGUAAAUAAGGACUCCCAUAUUCAAUAUUAUAUUUCUAGAUUUGCUAGACGGGGUUAUCUCUAUAGGGGGCGUGGCUGUGUUGUGCUAAGUUUUGUCAAUUUUAAGAGUGGUCAAAAACUUAUCCAAGACGGACUGCGUCGUAAUGCAUUGUCACCUAUUUAUAUGACUUUAGCGGAACUGAACCGUUCUACAAUAUUCGGUGAUAUAAAAUUCGGACUAACUGAAAUGUGUAGUCGCUAUAACCCAGAUUCAAAGUAUGUAGUGUAUGUAGGCAUAGGUGUAGGCACGCAUGUCCAGUCGGAGAAAACGGCUAUUCCGCGUCAAAAUGGUUCCUUUGUUGAAAAAAGUGCAAUGUUGCGUUUGUGCCCCGCCCAUAUGCUACCGAAUGUGGAUGAAACCGACGAUUUAUCAGUGCUAGUUCUAACGGUCAUGCAUGGCGGCCAUGAUCAAGGAAAUAACGAUCAUAGAAAAUCUAGGGAAUUAGGAGUAAUCAACAUUCAACGAAAGUUACAACAAAGAGGAGUAUUUCUCCGAUAUCAAUAUCCGGAACUGUAUUAUAAAUUAUUGAAAUUUGUUGCGGACGCCAAACCCAUUUCGCCUGAAAUUCUCAAUCCGGUUGACGCACAAACCGGACAGCAAUUUGUUUGUAUUAUUCUCAUGGAAACGGAACCGGAAAUAGAAUGGAUGCAAGAAAACAAACCGGAAGUAGAUCAGCGAUAUGGUGGAUCAGGAUAUCUUAGCAACUAAUUCACGCAAUUAACCCGACUUAAAAAAAAAUUUGAUUAUAUUUCCUAAAAAAAAGAAUGGCCUCUAAGUUACGCUUUUUAGAUGUUGGGAAAUUUUGAGUAUAUUUAUACAAUUAAAGUGUUUAUUUUUGUCUUGUUCCAGUUAAAUAUUCAUGAGCGCCUCCAUGUAGGCUAUUCCUGCUUGUAUAUACAUAAAAUGACCCAAUAUUAAUCCGCUUUAUGUUAAUUAAAUGGCAACAUUUUUAAAUGGAUUUGUUUAAUAUUUCUUGCCAUAAUACAAUAUAUUGUUAUUAUUUCCCAGUAAUUAUUUCAAAUUAAAUUUAAUACUAUUUCUUAAAAUAAGUCUAAAUGUAUUUUUACUGUUUACAUUUUAUUUAUAUGGCGUGACUGGGUGUUCAUCGUGGUUAGUGAUUGAGUCUUUCAGUGCGAUUUUUGUUUUUUUGUUUAUUUUCACCUUUUUUUUCUUCAGCUUUUUGUUGAUUAUGUAAGUAAAGGUUGUAAAAAUAGUUAACAAAUAUUUGUAAACUAGAGAUGAAACACGGUGGUUUGUUUCUAUUAACCACCGUGUUAUUUUAAACUUGUUAACAAUUUUAAUAGUUUAUAUGUAUAUGAGUAAAUUUACAAAUACGUUACUAGGCAACACUAUAAGGACUGGAAACCGGGAAUGACGUUAUCUCCGCCAUCUUAGAUUUGUGACGUCAUACCGAAAAUCGAAAUUUGCCAAUCGAUCCGCAAGCACGCCCGGAUUCAUGUCGAUCGUACUUCAUUUGACGGAGCCACAGGCUUUUUCCGAAGAGCGUGUCCCCAUAAGAACAGUAUAGGUACAUGUAGCGCUUGUUGGUCAGUUCCAUCUCCAUAAAUCAUAAAGAUUUACAAAUAUCAAAUCAAGUUGGGCUAUUUGGCGCUUUAAAACGACCGACUUUCCCCUAAUGAACUGAAUAUAGCUUAGCGUGCUGUUGGUUCUAUUUGAUGUUCAUACGCCACUAUAUCAAUGCAGGUAUAUAUAGUCGCCUACCACAUGCAACCUAAUGAAAUAUUUAGCCGAGAGCUUGAUUGAUUUCUCGUGUUUUAUGCACGUUAAUAUGCAAAUUACGCAUGAAUCCUCUCAAUCAUUAUCGAUUAUCAUGUCCAAUGAGUCUACAUAUGAUCUGAUUUCAAUGCAUCAUACAUGUACAUAUAUGCUAAAACUAUUUCGUUGUUUGUUUUUUUUUUGUUAGUUUGUUUUUAGCUAUGAUUAUCGGAAACUCUAGAUCGGAGACGGCCCUGCAAAUAUGACGUCAUAUGUGGAUUUUGAUUUAGGAAUAGGGUAAGGGUAAGUCGUGGGUUAGGGUUAGGGCUAGGGUUAGCGCUAGCCCUGUUUGCAUCUCGAGACUUUGACAAAAUCUGCAGGUCCUAACCCUUAUUCUAACCCUAACCCACAUUCCACAUUUGACGUCAUAUGUUCUAAAAUUUGCAAGACCGUCGCCGAUCUAGCGUUCUCCAUGAUUAUCUGUUUUCCGUGUGUGAAUGUUUUGAAUGUUUUGGCCCUUUUCUUGAAAUAUUACAAACUCCAUUUGUUCUAAUAUUGAACGAAGUGGUAAAAUUUCUAGAAAUUGUGAAGACGUUUCUCCGGAGAAGCCUUCAUAGAAACCUGUCCAUUUUAAUACCCUUGGAUGAUAUUGGAAUGUGAACUGUGAUGGGUUUUUUCCAGAAACCGUCAUUACGCCAUGUUAAUUUCCCCGUGUGCCUUACAAGAUACCACUUGGCAAACCUCAGCAAACUCAGUACCCUACAUCUAGAUACCGGAGUCUGCCGAAGUUAGCCGAGUGAAAAGAUACAAAUCGUAGGAUUAUCUAUAUAAAUAUAUAGUCUAUAUGUCACGUGUAUAUUAUCUCUGUUUUUCAAAUCAUAGAAAUAUUAAAGUUUAAAUCUCGUACCAGUAAUCUGAAUUUUAAAAAAAUGUUGUUUUUUUUUUAAUUUUUAACCAAUCAGGUAACCGAUUAACAGUUACCCCUUAGCGUCAAUUACAUAGUAAUUAUUUAAGCACCGUAAUUUCGUACUCGGCUUUUGUGCGGUUUUAUGUUUAUGUGUUCGUAUAUUUACAAAUUUGAACAUAGGAAAUUACGGAACAGUAUAAGCAUUUAAAUAUAUUUAAUUUCUUCAUUCACUUUUAAGUACUUUGCAAGGUAAAUGUUUAGUGCCUUUAGAAUCAGAACCCACUAUAAAGUUUGUUUUUGUAGGUGAAAUAAAAGUGUUUUAAAUAAAUUGAAUUUUUAAUGGUGUCUAGUUAUGUAAUAUUUUGUCAAUAAAAAGACUGUUUAUGUUAUUUUCUUUAA